This is a messenger RNA of Dicentrarchus labrax (European seabass), 4624 nucleotides long. RefSeq names its product BEN domain-containing protein 4. The coding region runs from base 1129 to 2796 and encodes 555 amino acids. The transcript is spliced from 7 exons. NCBI's taxonomy places the organism in Eukaryota, Metazoa, Chordata, Actinopteri, Moronidae. Gene Ontology annotation, molecular function: DNA binding. The record is from RefSeq and is a predicted model, not a curated record.
UUUUGCUGCUACAGGCGACUUGCUCUGUUAUGACCAGCAGCUUUAAUGUUACCUAACAUGAACAAUGUGUAGAUUCCAGAUGUUACUAUGAAACUACCUCUACUGUCAGUUUGCUGACUCCUCAAAUCUUGUGCAACUGUUACAUAAUGUUUUAACACUAAAUUUGAGCAUUCAGCACCUCUACUUUAGUGUUCAGUGUGUCUUUCAAUACCUCACUAGGUACCCCACAGAUGGAAAUCAGUCUAACUCAGGUUAACAGUUUUUUUUCUGUUGAGAGAAGUUCCUUAAAACAUAAAAACCAAACUAAACUAAAUCAUGUAAUUCUCACUUUUAGUUGCCAUAAAAGCUGCUAUUCAGCAAGAGUUACACAUUAAAAACGUUCAAUGAGAGGAAGACGAGGGAGUUAAAACUAGUUGAUUUGGUGGCUUAUAAUAAACGAUUUUAAGGUUAUUGUAAUAUCUUAUUAAUAUUUGUAUUGAGAGCAUUCAUAGGGACUUUAUGUGCCUAUAACUAUAUCCGUCAUCCUUGGCUUGCAGCCAUGUUUAGUUUGGUGUCUAAAUAAUAUUGACUAAGCACUUGUUGGUGUUUUGAUAUAACACAGAGGUAAAAACUUCCGACCUGUCUGGCCUGUUGAAAAAGAGAGAAAAAAAACCCUUUAUGGUAAUGAGCAGCAGGUCUUUUCCAUUCCUCCAUCCAUUAAAUCUUCUGUCUGUAACCCGUUAAUGUGGCGCCCCCAUGUGGGGCUGCAAACUUUUAUCCCUGCGGGCUGCAGCUGCCACACCAGCCUGUAAACUAAGGAUUUCACACAUAAAAGAUUGUACAACUGUAAUAGCGCCCCGUUGUUCUCUGUGUGGAUGGUGGCUACAAAGGAGGCUGGCAGCGGCGCACAAGUCCCGCCUGUAUUUCCCCCUGGAAGAGUCUCAGUAUCGGCGCUCCCGACUGGGGAUUGGAGCGGCGGCUUGUCAGUAAAUUAGCCCACCCUUCACACAGUGUGCAUGAGGGAAACCGAGCCAGACAGUGACGGAUCUGAUCUCCCCCCACCCCCUUCCAAGUCAUCAGCUGCCUGUCACACCAGCACGCCACAAUACCGACCCGGAGCCAUCCGCCGCGCUGUGACACCUGGCAGGGAUGGAGGGAGAGAUGCAGCCCGCAGACGAAGGGCCCUGCGCCCCGAAAAUGUGCCGACAACAACGGGGUCCGUACAGCACCCUGAAAACCUUCCAGAGCAAGCGCUCGGCGGGCAAGUCGCGCUUUGACAGGUCCGCUGUGGUCGAGGUGCCUCUGUUCGGCGACGGGCAUCACUUCACUUUUCAUCCCGAGCAGCCUCAUCAUUUCCAGCCGCACCAUCACCAUCACCACCACCAGCAGCAGCAGCAGCAGCGUCUGCAGCAGCUCCACCAAACCAGCGUCGCUAUCAGCAGCAGCCAGCAGCAUCACCCGACGCCUCAGCAGCAGCAGCAGCAGCAUCGUUUCCGAUGUGAGAACAGGCCCAGCAGCAGGGUCCCGACAUCCACCUCAGCGCCGGCGGGCAGCGUGGCGGCGGCAGCAUCUCCUGGUACCCAGCAGCGGCGCGCCAGCAGCGGCAGCGCGGAGCCCAGAUUCUCCCCUGACUGCACCUACGGGAUCAGCUCAGAGAAUCGUCUCAUCCUGGAUGCCUUUGCCCAGCAAUGUAGCCGAGUCCUCAGCCUCCUCAACAACGGCCGUCUCCUGGAGCCCUCCUCCUCCUCCUUCACCUCUAACAUCAAGCUGGAAGACGGGCCAGAGGAGGUACAGGGGCUUCACUGCUCCUCACUGGGGAAGUCCAAACCUGAAGAAAGCUCUUCCACCACAGACCCAGAAGAGGAGGCCGAACAAAGCCAUUUGAGCCAACAACAGACCUCUGCCGUUCUCCGCAUCUUCACAGACUCCCUACAGAACUAUCUGCUCUCAGGGCCUCAGCAGCAGCAACAUCUGGCUGUGGGUCUGGAGGAUGAGCAGUGUCCGUUGGCGGAGCCCGGUUCUGGGGUGUCUCCUCCGAGACACAACCUGGGGGGCUGGGGUUCGCCGACUCCGUCAGAGUCGUACGGCCACCCAUCAUCCACGCUGCCUGAGGAAGAAGAGGAGGAGGAGAACUGCUGUCCGCGCUGCCUGGAGUUGGAGCAGGAGGUGCUGUCUCUGCAGCAGGAGAACGAGGAGCUCCGCAACAAGCUGGAGAACAUCCCAGUUCCCUGUCAAAAUGCUCUUGACUACUUCAAGACUGUUCUUGAGUUUCAUAACCAGCUGGUGCAGCCGAUGCCAGAGGAGCAGCUCACCGAGGAAGAAGAACGGCAAACAGUCUUUGAGGGCAGCAAACAGCUCCUGGAGAACUAUCCUCUCUUCAUCACUAAUAAGCAGUGGGAUGAAGCCGUCAACUCCUCUAAGAAAGAUGGCAGACGGCUGCUGCGCUACCUGAUUCGCUACGUCUUCACCACUGACGAGCUCAAGUUCUCCUGCGGUUUGGGCAAAAGGAAGCGUUCAGUCCACUCAGGAGAUCCAGGCUUGGAGAGACGGCCGCUAAACCCCGUCAAAGUCAGCUGCCUCAGAGAGUUCAUCCGGAUGCACUGUGCCUCAAACCCAGACUGGUGGAUGCCCUCAGAGGAGCAGAUCAACAAAGUGUUCAGCGAUGCCGUCGGUCACGCUCGUCAGGGCCGAGCGGUUGGCACGUUCCUGGGCAGCAGCGGCAGCAGCACCAGCAGCCUCUACAUGGACGCCUUUGAUGGACAUCUGUCGCAGGACGAGCUGUAUUUAAAAGGAUGCCAGAACGGCCAAUCGGACUGAAGUUGAAAGGAGGAAUUAAAAAGACAAAUGCCGGAAAUGUAGCUGUACAACAACAUAUCCCAAAACACUGACCUUAUCCUGUCACUUUACAAAGUGAAGAAAACAUUCCAGAAGUUUAUCAAACAGAAUAUAACACAGUCACUCUGAAGCAGUUUCUCUUUUUAGUUUUCUAGCUUUUUUUGCCAUUUUUAUACCUACAACUUUGUUUAGUCAAAAUUUGACUCCAAACGGGUGUUUUAAACACAAUAUUUGAGUCUUCCAUUUGCUACCUUUUCUAUGGUUUGUUGUUUUGAUCGUUAUGUCACUAUCAGUGGAAUAUUUCUGUUUGUUCUGUGUUUUGGGAUGGAGUCCCAGUGAAUGUUUUCACACUUAACAUGCAUACCUUAAUCAGGAAGCUAUUUGUGUUAAUGUUGCCCAAGUUAGAGACUUAUUACAGCCAUCACACACCCUCCAUCACGGAAAGUAGCAUUUAAUAUGUUUCUGCAAAAUUCUGCAUCAUUGGCGAAGCACCUUUACUUGCAACCCCUCUACAGGAGUGCCUCUGAGAAUGUCAUGUUUUGUUACCUGUAGUCUUGCACUUUGCAUCCCCGUUUUUUCUUAAUUUAAAUUUAUUCUGAUGUUUUAUUAAGUGAACUCAAACACAAAGUCUUUCCAAUGUGCUCAAAUGCAGCUUCACUUGGGUUGAAAGAAGUUUUGGUCAAAGCUGGUCCUGGUUUCAAUUUCCUACAGCAGAUUUCAGGAUAUGAAAAAAAUAAAAUGUGUGUAAUUAGGCACACAGACAGCCACAGUGUUGUAUUCACAACUCUUUAAAACAGACUAAUUACAUAAUUGUAAUUACUUUCCAGUACAACUUCCACCAAAGUCAAGUUUGAUAACUGGCCCUGCAAAUGUUUUUACACCUGCAAAGGUUUCACAGGUCGCCUAAAUGUGUUUGAAAUAUUAUAAGGCAGCAAUAUAAUGCUGAUAUUUGUUCUUAUAUGUUAUUCUAAUUAUUAAAAUGCAGAUUUGCAGAAAAAAACAACACAAGGGAAAAACAAUCAAUAAGAUAUUUUCUCCAUCACUGAUUAUUUUAUUCAUCCUGAUGCAAAAAGUCUGGUAUAAAUCCAACUACAAGGUAAUCUGUUGCAUUUUACAUUACAGACUUUUUAACUCUGGAUGAAUGAACAGUAUGUCUUUUUAUUUAAAGCAGUUGCCACAUAAUAAUGCCUUAAACCCGAUUCCAGACCUCCACAGCAUAAAGUGUUGAUGCUUUGUGUGUUUUGAAUCAUGUAAUCACAGAAAUUACAGAAAAUAUCCAUUUCUAAAAAAUGCUGUUGACCCAAGUGGAGAAAAUCGAGCACUUCUUUCUCUCUGAAGCUCUUAUUUGCACUUUUAUGUGUCUCACUGUGGCUAAAGCCAUGCCCCAGUAAGGAGUCUUUGAACAGAAUUUAAUCAUUUUUAUUCUUUGACUGUUUUUACAGUACUCAGUAACUUCACUUCAUGACACUGUUUUCUACGUUUGAAUGUACCAGAUUUAUUAGGUCAGUUUGCCACGUCAACAGUGCUGUGUAAAUGUGUAAUAUAAAGUACAGUAUUGUGUGAGGUGUUCUUGAAAUACCACGUCUCUCUCUUAAAAAGCCAAGUAGAAAAGUGCCACAGAAACCUUAAACAGUUGGAUUCUGUCGUUGUGUUGCUGUUCUGAAUGUGAGCGUUUAUUUGUAUUUACUCCUUUACCCUCAAAGUGGCUGUUAUCAACACUGUGAAACAUCAGUAGGAUUUUUACAAAUCUAAUAGCUUCUGUUGUUUUUUAUUUAUAAUAAAUAAAAUAAGCACCGAAGCUGAAAACUUA